AUGCCUCUCGCCGCCCGUACCGCGAGCCUCUCGCGCGCCACAAACGAGACCAAGAUCCAGAUCUCUCUUUCCCUUGACGGCGGCGUCCUCCCGCCCUUCGAACCCUCAACCCACUUCCCCGCCCCCUCAGACCCCCAAGAGGCCGAAGCUGCCAAAAAGGGCAUCGUCCCUAUCAAAGAAGCCAAACAUGCCACCCAAUUCACCCCGACCCAGCAAAUCACCAUUAGCACCGGCAUCGGCUUCCUCGACCACAUGUUGCACGCGCUCGCCAAGCACGGUGGUAUGAGUCUGGCAGUGCGCGCCAAGGGUGAUCUAUACAUCGAUGAUCACCACACCACGGAAGACACAUUCCUCGCGCUCGGCGAAGCAUUCACUCAAGCGCUCGGUGCGCGCCAAUCGCUUGAGCGAUUCGGUCGCGGCGACGCCCCCCUCGACGAGGCACUCUCAUGGGCCGUCAUCGAUCUCUCAAGUCGCCCGUGGGCAGUCAUUGAUCUUGGCUUCAAGCGCGAGAAGAUCGGCGAUCUGAGCACUGAGAUGAUCACACACGGACUGCAGAGCUUUGCACAGGCCGCUGGCGUGACCCUGCACGUCGGUUGCACCUACGGCGACAACGACCACCACCGCGCUGAGAGCGCGUUUAAGGCCCUCGCUGUCGCUAUCCGCAAUGCCUGCAAGCGUCGCGUUGCCGGCGACGUUGGUGCCGGCGAUGUUGUCAGCACCAAGGGCGUGUUGUAA
This is a messenger RNA of Penicillium olsonii, 735 nucleotides long. NCBI's taxonomy places the organism in Eukaryota, Fungi, Ascomycota, Eurotiomycetes, Eurotiales, Aspergillaceae. The record is from the annotation of a GenBank genome assembly.